CAAAUAAAACUGAACAAUGUAUGUGUAUAACGUCAGUAUACUCUAUUUACUGUAACCAGAAGGCAGUUUCGUCACAUGUUUAGUCAUGUCUUUUAUUGAGUUUUCAGUCAACGAGAUAAAAUGUAAAGUUGACAAUAGCUUACCGCGGGACACAACUCUCAACGCAUACAUACGCUAUCACCUGGCGUUGCCUGGCACCAAGGCUAUGUGCCAUCAAGGAGUGUGUGGCGUGUGUAUAGUGAUGGUGCGUGCGUACAGACAGACCAGCGGUACCAUUGAAACGUUCUCCGUCAACUCGUGUCUCGUGCUUGCGUUGUCCUGCAAUGGCUGGGAGAUAACCACAAUAGAAGGAGUCGGUAACCGAAAAGAUGGCUACAGCGACGUACAGAGACGUAUUGCGGCAUUAAACGGAACCCAGUGUGGAUACUGUACUCCUGGCUGGGUCAUGCAAAUGCACAGCCUACUACAUAAAAAUCUUACGAUGUCCGAGCUGGAAGAUUCAUUUGGCUCUAACACCUGUCGCUGCACAGGAUACAGACCUAUACUGGACACCAUCAAGUCCUUUGCGUCAGACGCAAACAAAGAUCUAUGUAGCAAAGUCAAAGAUAUUGAAGAUCUAAAAAUUUGCCCGAAAUCCAACAGAAAAUGCUCAAUAGAUAGUAAUUCGAGCGACUGGUGUUUACUAAAUUACGAAUGUGUUACAAGUAAUGAAAUUAUUUGCAUAAAUAACAAAACAGAAGUUUUUUUCAAAGUGUACACAGUUGAUCAAAUAUUACAAGUUAUUCGGGAAAAUGGAAGUAAUUUUAUGCUCGUCGAUGGAAAUACCGCAAAAGGAGUUAUUAAAAAUUUCCAGUAUCCCAAAAUUCUAAUAGAUAUUAGUGAUGUGACGUCACUGAAACAAUACACAUUUGAACAAAACUUUGUCGUGGGUGCAAAUACUUCUAUACAAGACUGCAUAACAAUCUUUAGUAAUGAAGCUAAAACGAGGGAACAGUUUCAAUAUUUUGAACAAUUUGUUAAGCAUUUAGAAUUGGUAGCACACAUACCAGUACGAAAGAUUGGUUCAUUGGCUGGAAACAUGAUGAUAAAACACAACGACCCAACUUAUCAGUCUGAUAUAUUUCUGUUGUUUGAGGCUGUUGGUGCUACUGUCACUGUUUGCAACUCUAAUGGUAAUAGUAAAGUACUGUCCUUACCUGCAUUCCUUCAAUAUGAUAUGAAAAAUUCACUCAUAUUGAAUUUUAAAUUACCACCCCAGGGUAAAAACCACAUCUUCAAAAGUUAUAAGAUAAUAUCAAGGAAUCAAAACGCAUUGGCGAUUGUCAAUACAGCGUUCUAUAUUAAAAUUAAUCCAAAUACUUCAGUGUUUGAAGAAACCAGCAUUGUGUAUGGUAACAUAUCAGGAAGCUUUAUCCACGCGAAUAAAACAGAAAAAUAUAUCACUGGGAAAAAUGUGUUUAACACAGAGACUCUGCAAAGUGCUAUAAAAAUAUUGGACCAAGAGAUCGACCCUGCAGAAGAGCCAGUUGAAGCGACACCAAAGAUCAGAAAGAAGCUUGCUAUUGGAUUGUUUUAUAAGUUUAUUUUAAGCAUAUGCCCUCAGGAGUUAUUAUCGUCUCGUUAUUCUUCGGGAGGUACUCUUAUAUCUAGGCCUCUCUCUUCCGGAAAGCAAUAUUAUCAAACUGAUAAGGAUCUGUAUCCACUUAAUCAGCCAGUCCAAAAACUAGAAGCAGUGAUACAAAGUUCAGGAGAGGCGCAAUACGUCAAUGAUAUACCAAUGAUGUAUAAUCAGGUGUUUGCAGCAUUCGUUCUGUCCAAAGUUUGUAAAGGAAAAGUGGAUCUCAUAGAUAUCGACGAUAUUGUUGACCACUCUGGAUUCAUUGCUUUUUUCACUCCAAAGGAUAUACCCGGAGUGAAUUCAUUUACGUAUCCAAGUAUUUAUCUUCAGACUGAAGACGAAGAAAUUAUGGCUAGCGAUAACAUAAAAUUUUAUGGACAGCCUGUCGCUAUAGUUGUCGCCAAUAGUGAACAAUUGGCUGCCGAGCUUGCUAGAAAAGUAAAAGUUACAUAUAAAUCAGAAGACAGUAAACCUGUUCUUACCAUUGACGAGGCAAAGGAAGACAAAGAUAGAUAUAUGGCUGGCGGUGAUGACGCAACAAUAAAACCUAAAGGCAAAGGAACCGAUGGAAAAACAGUUAUAAAGGGUAAGUACGAAAUCGAGGCCCAAUACCAUUAUUACAUGGAGCCCUUGUCCUGUGUGGUGAUACCAGUCGAUACUGGUCUAGAAGUAUACAGCACCACUCAAUGGAUGGACUUGGUACAGAUCGGCGUCGCUAGAUGCUUGAAAAUCAAAGAAAGCGAUGUUCACGUUAUGGUGCGUCGCAUUGGCGGUGGCUUCGGCGGCAAGAUAAGUCGCAACAACCAAGUGGCGACCGCCUGCGCGCUUGUAGCCAGGAAGCUCGACCGACCCUGCAGGUUUAUACUGCCCAUAGAAACCAAUCUUGACAUAGCAGGCAGGAGACUACCUUCCCAACUUGAAUAUGAGGUAUCUGUUGACGAGAAUGGCAAAAUACAGUAUCUAAACGCAACGAUAAUUGAAGAUGAUGGGUGCUCUCACAACGAGAAUAUUCUAAGUUACACAAAAGAUGGUUUUAAAAACUGUUACAAUUACGACAACUUCUCAUUGAACACUGGAGCUGUUGUCACGGAUUUGCCAUCUAAUACAUUUGCUAGGGCACCAGGUACGGCAGAAGGAAUCGCGGCUAUAGAACAUAUAAUGGAACGUAUCGCUUUUACAUUACAAAUAGACCCUACAAAGGUCCGACUAGCAAAUAUGACAAAUGAGGACAAUGAUCUACCAAGUCUCAUUGAAAUUUUGAAAAAUGAAUCCGAUUACGAGAAGAGAGAAGAUGAAAUUAAACAGUUUAAUAAAGAUAAUCGCUGGAUAAAGAAGGCAAUAAAUUUAUUUGUUAUGAGUUUUCCAGUUACUUAUUACGGGAAUUAUUCCGCUUUAGUAUCGAUAUAUAGAGGAGAUGGAACAGUUACAGUAACUAUGGGUGGUGUUGAGAUGGGACAAGGAGUUAACACAAAAGCAGCUCAAGUUUGUGCCUAUGAAUUAAAAAUACCAUUGGACUAUGUUACCAUCAUACCUAAUUAUUCUUUUGUAGCUGCGAAUAACGUGUUUUCCGGUUCAAGUAUCGUAAGCGAGAGUGUCUGCUAUGCCAUAAUAAAAUGCUGCAAAACAUUGAAUGAUCGCUUGCAACCAGUUCGAGAGGAAAUGAAAAAUGCGACUUGGCUGGAUGUGGUCCAAAAGGCCGGAAACGACGAAAUAGAUUUGGUUGCAGAAUACAUGAUGAAUGAUACGGAACCUGAUUUAGAAGGGUACAAUGCAUUUGCUGUGACGAUAUGUGAAGUAGAAGUAGACGUGUUAACAGGAAGGUAUCAGAUUAAUAGAGUAGAUAUCUUGGAGGAUGUAGGAUUGAGUACUAAUCCUACUAUUGAUGUUGGACAAGUAGAAGGAGCUUACGUUCAAGGCUUAAGUUAUAAUACUUUGGAGAAAUUUAAAUACAACAUAAAAACUGGGGAAUUGCUCAACGAUAGAGCUAUAAAUUACGAGGUGUAUUUGGCAAAGGAUAUACCUGUUGAUUUUAGAAUAAAACUUCGAUUUAAUUCGAAGAAUCCUAAAGGAGUUCUUGGAUCUAAAGCUGUUGGUGAAAUGGGUAUUUGCACAUCAUUUGGAAUAUGUUACGCACUGAGAGGCUGUAUAAUGGCGUCGCGCGCAGAUUCAGGAUACAAAAGAGAAUGGAUUGAUAUUGAUUUCCCGUGCGACCCAGAGGCGAUACUGAAGGCUUUGGAUGUAAAAUUAAGUGAAUUAACUAUCUCGUGAUUUAAUAAACACCACAUAAAGUACCACAGAAUAAGCAAUACAUUCGUAGAGUCCUUUGUCCAUACCUUAUCUAACUCGUUUUAAUUUUUAUCUUAUUGAAUUAUAAUGUUUUAUCUAAGCAUUAAUAAAUAAUAAAACUUUUAAAGAAAA
Molecule: messenger RNA, 4036 nt
Organism: Leptidea sinapis
Lineage: Eukaryota; Metazoa; Arthropoda; Insecta; Lepidoptera; Pieridae
Exons: 17
Coding region: 86-3886 (1266 amino acids)
Molecular function (GO): FAD binding; oxidoreductase activity; 2 iron, 2 sulfur cluster binding
Source: RefSeq, a predicted model, not a curated record